CUUCUUACCCGCUGACCUCACAAUUUCUCAUAUGAGACUCGGUCGCAGGGAGCGGAUUUACCCCUUUUUUUAACGGAACAAUGAGCGCGUGUAAAGUUGCCAAUAAAUCUGUCCGGUAGAUAUCUAGGAAUAGUCACGUUCUUUUCACAUUUCAGGUACAAUGGAAUCAUUUCUUCACAAGGAAUUUGUUUAACUGGCGGCGGAUUGUUGUGGAAACGGGAUCGAGGUGUGGAAUCACGGAUUUCGGUCUCCUGAGAACUGCGGAGCGCAAACGUUCAAACACAUAUGAAGUCACGAAAGUGAAGGGGGGGAAAAGAUGGACCUUAAACUACUUUUCAUAUCAGCAUUGUUAGGAGUUGCGUGCUACAGCAGUGCUCAGCCAGAAGGGAACGAGUGCAUCAAGGCUAAUGCGGAGUCGUGCGGCGACUGCAUCCAGGCAGGCGCCAAGUGUGGGUGGUGCACGGAUACGGACUUCCUGAAACAGGGCGAACCCACCUCAGCCCGCUGCGAUGAGCUCGACUCUCUGAAGAAAAGAGGCUGCAUGGCCACCAAGAUCGAGAACCCUCGAGGGAGCCAGCGGAUCCUCCGAAACAAGCCCGUCACCAACCGCAAGAAAGGGGGCGAGAAGCUGAAGCCGGAGGACAUCACCCAGAUCCAGCCCCAGAAACUCGCCCUCAGCCUGCGAUCUGGGGAAGCCCAGACAAUUAAUCUGAAGUUCAAAAGGGCGGAGGAUUAUCCCAUAGACCUGUAUUAUCUUAUGGACCUGUCCUACUCCAUGAAGGAUGACUUGGAAAAUGUCAAAAACCUGGGCACAAGCCUGAUGCUGGAGAUGUCCAAGAUCACAUCUGACUUUCGAAUUGGUUUCGGCUCGUUCGUGGAGAAGACAGUGAUGCCGUACAUCAGCACCACACCUGCCAAGCUGCUAAAUCCCUGCACGGGGGACCAGAACUGCACCAGCCCGUUCAGCUACAAGAACGUGCUGAAGCUCACCAGCAACGGGAAGCAGUUCAACACUCUGGUUGGCCAGCAGCAGAUCUCUGGCAACCUGGACUCCCCAGAGGGAGGCUUCGAUGCCAUCAUGCAGGUUGCCGUCUGUGGGGAGCAUAUUGGCUGGAGAAACGUCACGCGUUUGCUGGUGUUUUCCACAGACGCUGGUUUCCACUUUGCUGGAGAUGGAAAACUGGGUGGAAUUGUGCUUCCCAACGAUGGCAAAUGCCACCUAGAGAACAACAUGUAUACUAUGAGUCACCAUUAUGACUACCCAUCCAUAGCCCAUUUGGUGCAAAAACUGAGUGACAAUAACAUCCAAACCAUCUUUGCCGUCACAGAGGAAUUUCAACCUGUUUAUAAAGAAUUGAAAAACCUCAUUCCAAAAUCUGCAGUGGGAACUUUGUCAGCAAACUCCAGCAAUGUAAUCAACCUUAUUAUUGAUGCCUACAAUUCUUUGUCCUCAGAGGUUAUUCUGGAGAACAGUAAGUUGCCUGAAGGAGUGACCAUCGCAUACCAAUCUCGUUGCAAAAACGGGCUGGUCAGUACUGGAGAGGACGGACGGAAAUGCUCCAACAUAUCCAUUGGAGAUGAGGUCUCCUUCAGCAUAAACGUCACUGCUCAGGGCUGCCCCAAACAUAGCAAGUCUGAGAGCAUAAAGAUCAGACCUCUAGGCUUUACGGAAGAAGUGGAGAUCAGACUCGGCUUCAUCUGUGACUGCGAGUGUCAGAAGGAUGGAAUUGUGAGCAAGGACCUCUGCCAUUACGGCAACGGCACCUUCGAGUGUGGAGCCUGCAGGUGCAAGAAGGGUCGCGUCGGCCGCGACUGCGAGUGCCGCAGAGACGAGGUGUCCAGCGAGGACCUGGACCGCAACUGCCGCAAGGACAACAGCACGGACCUGUGCAGCAACAACGGCGAGUGUGUGUGUGGGAAGUGUGAGUGUAAGAAGAGGGACAACCCCGAGGAGUACUACAGCGGCAAGUACUGCGAGUGCGACAACUUCAACUGCGACCGCUCCAACAACAAGCUAUGUGGAGGCCAUGGGCGCUGCGAAUGCAGAGUGUGCGUCUGUGAUGCUAACUACACCGGAAGUGCGUGUGACUGCUCUCUGGACACCUCCACAUGUCUGGCCUCCAACAACCAGAUAUGUAACGGCAGAGGCAUCUGUGAAUGCGGCACCUGCAGAUGUACCGACCCCAAGUUCCAGGGACCCACCUGUGAGAUCUGCCCCACCUGUCCAGGAGUCUGCACUGAACACAAGGCUUGUGUGCAGUGUCGAGCCUUUGGCACAGGAGAGAAGAAGGACACAUGCGAGCGAGACUGUAACUACUUCACCCUAAUCAAGGUGAAGGACCGGGAUAAGCUGCCGCAGCCUGUGCAGACCUUCCCGCUCAUGCACUGCAAGGAGCGAGAUGCCAACGACUGCUGGUUCUACUACACCUACGCCGUCAAUAACAACACUGAGGUCCAUGUCGUGGAGACCUUGGAGUGCCCGGCAGGUCCUGACAUCAUCCCCAUUGUGGCGGGAGUGGUGGCAGGAAUCGUGCUGAUUGGUCUGGCCCUUCUGCUCAUCUGGAAACUACUGAUGAUCAUCCAUGACCGCCGGGAGUUUGCCAAGUUUGAGAAGGAGAAAAUGAACGCCAAAUGGGACACGGGAGAAAACCCGAUCUACAAGAGUGCAGUUACAACUGUGGUCAAUCCCAAGUAUGAAGGCAAAUAAUGAGUGCCCCCACCACUGUGUACUUAACAGUAUUCAUAAUUUGACUUUUAAAUGUUUCACCCAUUUUUUUUUUCAUAUUUUUUUUUUAGAAAUGUGCAUUUUUUAUAUCAUAGCACUGCAUUAGGACACACCACAUUUGUGUCUCCUCUUAUGUGUCUCAUUGUGAAAUGUGUACAGUUUGUACAGACUUUUCAUUUGCAUUUUUCUUGUUCUGAGUACUGUUCAUACGCUUCCCUUCUCCUUACGCAGGACAGACAUAGAUGCUUUGAGUUUUCCCAGUGCUUUGAAGGCAUUUCAUUCAAAGCUUUGAUUCAGUGACACAUACCUUUUGAAGAUAAUCAAACAAGAAAACAUUUCCUAAGAUAAAUGGAUAAAUGUUAUGUAAUAACUGAAAUUUGGGGCAGAGUCCAGGCGUGAAACUCCUCCCACCUAGCUAACUUCCUAGUCUAAAGCAGGAGUUGCCUUGAACUCUGGCCUAAGUUGUCAGUUUUUCUAUAGCUCCACAUUCAUUCCUUAAUCUGUAAGAUUAAUGGAAGUCAUGGUCUGCACCCAUACAUUAGUAAUAAAUUGCUUUGGUCAUGCUGAACCUCUGUACAGGCAGCUCUGUAAAUCCUGAUUAGCCAUUAUGCUGCAUUUUACUGUGUCAGAAUAAGUGUUCCAUCCCGUUAAUGGUCUGACACUCCUGACAAUCAGGGUACUGUUAUUAUUUUUUAAUAUUAUCUUAAUAUUAUGCCAGUGAAUCCAUAGAUACAUGCUUACCAUGUAUCAGGCAAUUUUACAGACUUUCUUAUGAUGUUAUUUUAUCAGAUGUUUGUUAAUUCUGAACAUAGUGAUGUUCGGUUCUGUGCCUAUUUGUAAAUCCUUUAAGGUGGUUUAAUUUAAAAUGGCACCUUUCUGUACCUUUCUGUAUGGUUUAUGUUGAGAAAUUGAUGGAUAAUAGACUCUGGAAUUUCUCCCUGCAGAAAGUCAUCUUUCUAUAAUGGUCAGUAUGGAGUAUGGUUAUUGAUGCCUAUACAAUAAACAAUUCAUAUUUUAGUAGAUAAGCUCAUAACUAGCCAAUUCACUUUGAUAUAGAGAAUGAAUAUAUGCAUACCCAUUUCCUUCUGAUAUAGACCCAUUUUAGCUGGGCCUCAAGAACCACUUGACUUUUCUUUUGUCUGAUUAUCACAUAAUGAUAAAUUGGCCAUCACUGAAACUGAAUAGAAAAUGGAGUACUACGAGAUUGUAACAGCUCACACAUCUGAAGUUCAAUUCAGAAACCUAGGCAUUAAAAUGUAAACUCUGCAUUUGCGUAAGUAAUUGGUUUGAAAUCACUGGUAUAAUUUUUACCAAAAAUCAUACUUGGACUUGUGGAAGACAACUUCAUGGUACAUGGUUGUGUGCUUUUAUUUUUGUUUUAUUUUUUUUGUGGCAAAGUCAGAUUUGCAGGUAGAGAUGUAGAUGUUCAGGUUUAGAAUAUAAAAUUCUUGCGAUUGUGUUGUCCAGUUGAUUCCACUAUUUAAUUCCACCUGGUGGCUUGAUCUCAAAACUAUAAGGUUGGAACAAAAUCCUAAGGAAGACAUUUACUUUCUGAAUCUGUCCACUUCUGUUUAAAGGUAUCAUUCAUUGUAUGCAAAAUGUAAGAUUGAAUAUCCUGCAUUUGUUUUACUGAAGACAAGUAACUGAUAUUUGAGAGACAUCUUGAAAAUAACAGUAUUACACUAUCCAGGAUGCGUCAAAUGCUAGCUUGAGUCUUUAAUUUCAAGUGCCUUUUCAACAUGUUCACUAUUGCCAUGUUGUUUUGAAUUUAUUUAUUAAAAUAAAACAUUAAAUGAUUGAAA
Electrophorus electricus (electric eel) is the source of this 4527-nucleotide messenger RNA. It is a transcript of the gene itgb1a, whose product is annotated as integrin, beta 1a. Gene Ontology annotation, cellular component: synapse; focal adhesion; integrin complex. The record is from RefSeq and is a predicted model, not a curated record. Gene Ontology annotation, biological process: integrin-mediated signaling pathway; cell-cell adhesion; cell adhesion mediated by integrin. Gene Ontology annotation, molecular function: laminin binding; protein kinase binding; integrin binding. Lineage: Eukaryota; Metazoa; Chordata; Actinopteri; Gymnotiformes; Gymnotidae.